This is a messenger RNA of Zea mays, 13818 nucleotides long. RefSeq lists its product as uncharacterized. NCBI's taxonomy places the organism in Eukaryota, Viridiplantae, Streptophyta, Magnoliopsida, Poales, Poaceae. The transcript has 3 exons. The record is from RefSeq and is a predicted model, not a curated record. The coding region runs from base 13031 to 13618 and encodes 195 amino acids.
GUUGCUGCUCCUUUCUUUAUUCUGAGAUGAGCGAUCCCUGGAAGCAUCUUCCGGGUGUGGCAUUUAUCUCCCCUCACACACGUUCUUUGCUUCGCUUCGGCACCGCACAGGCCCUGCUCCAUCGUCACUUGUCCCUGCGCUGACGCUCGCUGUGGCUACCGGUGGUCGAGCUCCUCCCCUUGGCCGCGCUCUCCUUCGCUUGUGCCUUACCCAUCGAGCUCCAGCGUUUGCCAGCUUAGAGCUCGCCCCUUGCGUGUCCCUCGUCUCCACGCAUGCAUCAGCUCCCUGCGCCCUCGCCUGCUGCUCUGGCUUGCCACUAUUUCGGUCCUACCCCACCUUUCCGGUUACCAGCCGUCGUCGUGGACACGCCCCGACAGUACCACCAAUUGAUCGUCGACUCCUAAAACCUCACCAGCGUUCUCCUCGCCACGCCCUAGAUUUAAGGAGAAAUCCCCGAAUUUGUAAAGGAGAAAGCGAAGUGAGCGCCGCCUACUAAGUGUUCGAUGGAAGGUCCGAACCGGGAACCUCGACUUUCUCACGGAUCUUCGGGUCGGUUUGUGAAUUGGUACGUUAAGGGAUCAUGUGAUAUGGAGGACCAGAGCUGAGUCGACCACAAUAUGGUGUUAAGCGUGGGCUUCUUCGCAAGGGAUACUUAUGAAUAAACUUGAAGAUUUGCGUGAUCGGAUCAAGCGUCAGGAUGUGAGAUGAUUGCCAAGUGGAUGUCAUCUAACAACACUAACGUAGUGUUAUCCCAGGCAAGCCCCGGUGCAUUUGCCACCUUCCUUGUAUUACAAAAUUUUAUCACUUAUAUGCUGCAUUAGGUAAUAGGAGUUGAAUGAUUAAACACUUGAUGCAUUACCAUCCUUGAAAGAUUGAUUAUCAUACCUUGUUACCUGUUUUAUAAAAACUAGUAAUGCUUAUUUUUGCUUAUAGAUUAAGAAAAAUGUUUUUGAUCUAUGACUCAUGAUUUUUAAAAAAGAAAAAGGGCUUGGGAUGAUGGAGACAUCCUCCGCGGGGAUGAAUUCAUCAUUCAAGCAGGGUACCUCUGCCAGGUAUCAAACUUUGAGAAUUUGUUUAAAAUGAGACCAGACGUUGAGCUGGACAGGUCGCCCGUCUGUGUCGAUUAAGGACCGUACCGAUUGUUGUCCUGCUGAUCUAGGACCCUUUAUCUGGCCACAUACCUCGUCAUGGGUAAGCUUGAACCCGGCUAUUCCAUACAUGAAAAGACAAUCGCGCACUGGGAGUGGAGAGAUGGCGAGAGUGGCACGUACCCUCCUGGCAACCGACCGCCUAUAAGGGGUGGUGUGCUCUCGGGUGGCGCAGACCUGUUCAUGUGGUGGAGGAUCCGUGGGAAUGGUAGACAUGUGCAAAAGAGUUAAGGGAAGCAUAUGUCGUGUGGUUGGAGAUCCCCAGCUGGGUAUUAAUCGAUUCGGAUCGCCGAACUUCUCGGAUAUGAAGACUGGAUCUUCGACCCUCAUCGUAGAUAACAAGUGAAACUAAAGCUGCUAAAAUGAAUCUAGUGUAGGACAAGCGAAUGAUCUAGAUUAGGAAAAUCUAGAUUCAGGAAAAUUACUUAACUGGUGAAGUAAAAGCUUGGCAUAAGGAUCCACUACUAGUAAGCUUUUCUGCAAAAAUGAGUCUUUGAAAUUUGAUAAGCUUUACCUUGAUUCCCAAUAAACCAGCAUACCCUUGAGAGUCUUUUCUUUAGUCGGGUAAGUCUUGCUGAGUAAUUGCGUACUCAGGGUUUUAUUCCCUGUUGUUUUUCAGGUUGUAAUUUUGUUCUGUUGUGGAUGGUGCUAAGUGCCGGUGGGCUCGGCCUUCUUAUAUAAGUAUAUCCCUUCUAUAGUUUCUUUAAUGAGGAUUGUCACUUAAGCUAGCAUGUAUUUCAAAUUUACAAAUAUUCUAUAACAUUUUAAAGUGUAAUUCUUUUGAAACACUUUCUUUUGUAAUCACUCCGAUGAGGUAUAAUAUCAUCUUGAUAAAUUUGUAAUCAUUUUGUAAUAAAGAUUUUAUUUCCGCUGCAAGUGUUUGUAUGUGAGUUGUGUUUACUUAAUCCUGCGAUCUUGGCGGUAAGUGGUUUAUCCGGGGUCCUUGGGACACUCGGACAGAUCCUGUUAAGUUGUUUGACGCACAUGCAUAGCCGUUUGAGGUCCUUGGGACAAGGACAGGUGCAUGUGGGCCCAAUAGCUUGGGAGGUUCUGCCACAGCUGGUAUCGGAGCAAGAUUAAGUAUAUAUGGUCACAUACGUAUUUUCAAAACAAAAGUUUUGAUUUCGAAAAACCUAUUUUCAACUAAACACAUUGUUUGGCUUUGAAAACAAUUUUGAAAAACUAUAAUGCUAGCGACAUCCUCUGUUAAUAAGCCCUAAACUAAGGACUAUCAGGUGGCUUAGUUGAAAAACCACUAACCCACAACCGGGGGUAUUGCAUUCAUGUGUAUUGUUAUUUUGAGGCUAUUCAGUUCUGAAUGGAUCGACGCUCAGGUAAGGUGAGAUGUGAGAGCGUGACCGAACAAACGUCGGUCUAGGGGAGAGUAUAAAAAGCGCUUGAUUAUAUACAUGUUACACAUAUGUAUAUAUGAAGGCUGCAAAGUGGAGUAAUUACUUUUUGGGAUUCAGUACCCCAUGGAGGUGUAUGGCCAUACAGACAUGGGAAUACUGAAAAGUGUAAUGUACCACAAUGGGCUGUCCUGUGGUUAAAGUGUGGCAGCGGCGCCUAUGCGUGGCUCGGCGCUUAAUGAGGAGCUGGCCUCCAUAUAGAAAUAUAUGGAGUAUAAACUGUGAUAAACUGUCAUGUGUGAAUUGCAUCAUUGGGAACAGGGCUGUGAUGAAAUUUUCUGCAGGUACACUAACUUUGAACUCGUAUGUGUAGCUGACGACUAGCAAUAUAUCGAGAGAGAACGUAGGUACGCCACCGAUAUAGAACGCUAUUGCCCUAUUAAGUUGGCAAAAUUCGUGAGGACGAAUAGGACGAGCAUGCAUCCUGAUUGUUGCAUUGUGUUUGUUGUUUGCGCACAAAAAUGCUUCCCUCACCUUUAUUCCAAUAAUUGGUAAUUGUGAACGAACAUGCUUUUCUCAUCUUUAUUCCGAUAAUAAAUAAUUGGAAACUUUAUGAAGUAUUACUGUUCUAUAAGCAAUUUCUGGCUUUGUUUGUUGUGUCCUUUAGACAUGUCUUUAUGUGGUUUGUGGUUCUUCUUAAUUUGACCGCUAGUCCAACUUGUGUUUGUUAUGGUAUGUUUGUGUAAACUAAAAAUCUGGCCAUGUCCUCACCCAGGAGCCAUGACCCGAAUCGAUGUUAAUUCCUCGAAGUUUUUUCCCCAGUUUCCAAAAGUGGACGAGUCUGAAUUUCUAUCGUUACUUUAGGAUCAAGCUUAUCUAAAUAGGUGUUUAAGUAAUCUUCUCGUAGAAAAUAAAUUCACCGGUGCUUAAGAUAAGGAUCUCGAGUCUAUGAUCUUGACAAUCCACUUGUAGCUCUCUUAUGGUCAUGUUUUCCUCGUAAGCUUCGACUUGUUCGGUUGGUGCAAACUGGUAUCCCUAUUCUAGUUUGCCUCUACUUGAGGAUCACAUUGUCGUUUUCUCAAUCUAACCUAGGAAAGGAAUGCCCAAUAAAUUUUCUUGAAUUUAAUGCCUUUGGUUUCCUCAUAUCUCUCGAAGGCAUAUUAAUUUAAUCUUCCGAUCGUUUUUCCUGUGUAUCUAAUCAGACGCUCAUCCUUGACCUUGAAAUUGCUACGAUGGGCAUAGAAAUAUGUUUGGGGCUAAAUUAACAGUCUCCCAUCAUACUCCUUUCAUCAAGUUUAGGUUAUGGCCAUGCCUUGUUCGUUUCAUCGGGCCAUGAUCUAUUUGGCUCUCUACUUGUAACCGUUUUGACAGGCAGAGUCUUUUUGUAUAUUGUCAUCCUGGCUCAGUCUAUUGUGUCGCGUGAGAUUUCUUAUUGGUUAUGUCUGGUAAUGGUGUUAUGACUAACACCGGUGGUGCCGUGACGAAACCGAGGGCCUUCUGUGUGUGCGCACACAUGGAUGUGCUGCUCGGCACGCGCUGGUAUCACAGUUAGUAGUUGUAAUCCAUUAUGAGACUAUGUCAAUGCGUUAUCUUGGCACAAUCUGUUUUUUUCUACGUGGGAUUCAUUAUUGGUGCCAGUUCGGUGAUGGUGUCAUGGUUAAUGACUUAUGGUGCCGCAGCGAAACUGAGAGCCUCCUGUGAAUGCGCACACAUGACUGUGCUACUCGUCGGAUGCUGGUAUCAAGGUCUCUGGUCAUGAUCCAUUAUAGAACUACCCUAAUAUGUUAUCUUUCGUAUAUCUUUUCCUUGAAAUAAUUUCUAUGUUGUUUGUCGAGUGAUCAAGCAACAUCUAUCAUCUCUGUUGGAUCAAAAGGGCAUACCCCUUUAAUGUGUGGUCUCUUGUCCCUUUACUUUGAUGGUGACUACUCAUACAAGUUCCCUUUGCAUCCUUUGUUGCAAAGGUGAAGCCUUGAAGCUUUUUAGUGCUGGAAGACAACUAAUUAGUUCUCAAAAUGAAGAUUGAUUUUUCCCUGCUGUUGUGAUGCAGGAGUUUGUUCAUUUGCUCUCUCGUUUAAUCCCUGUAUUUCCUAACCAAGUCAAUUCAUCUCGCAUGGAAGAAAUGGAUGAAAAACCUGACCAAAUGGAUUCCUGCCCAAAUGCAUGAUCAACUGUUAAUAAGAGUGAACUCUCAACCCUUGGCUUACCGGUGGUACUGAGAGGACCUGCUCAAUAUCAAAAGUAGUUCAACAAGUUGGUUUUACUAACUUGUAACUGCCCUAUGAACAAAGGUUGAGUUUAGAGAUCGUUUUGUCGAGUUGGCUAAACUCACUUUGGUUCAACCCAUCCUAAGAAAGUUCUUACCAAGAUCAAGUUAAAAUCGACUGAUAGUCACCUAAUUAUCGCUCUAGUCGUGCCUUGAUCGCCUCACGUGUGCUUUUCCAGCAUAUGUGAUCAGGUCGAGUCAUGCUUAGUGCUCAAAAAAGUGGGUUGAUUGUGAAGCCAACAGUUGUUGAAAAUCUUCACUGAUGUUUCCUUGAGUCUCCAUUAGCAUCAUUGGACUUGGAUUUUCUGGCUAACACGAGUUAACUGUGAUGUUAUUCGACAUUCACACCCGUCCCGUGUGCUAUAAACUUACCGUGAUCACUUGUUGGUAAACCUCUUUCUAUGUGUUUUACCCAAGAGGUUGCAUCUGAUUCUACUUGGGUAAAAUCGCGUAUUUACCGCUCGCCCAACAGACUUAGAUAGUACAGUGUCAUCAGAAAAAGCAAAUUGCACACAUGGAACCUUAUGUGUUCCUCUAGCAGACAUCGUCUCUAUUGGUGGACAUUCUAAAUGAGCCUAAGGCGAUACAUGUUAUAUCCACUAGAGAAACCACAUCCUGAGACACUCGCUCUCGCUCAGGACUGUCUCAUGAUUAUCGUUGAUAUGGAUAUGGGUUACAUGCUUCUCUAUUCUCAGAAGUCUUUCGCUCCGAAUCUCGGGACGAGAUUCUUUUAAGGGGGGAGGGCUGUAACAUCUCAGGUGUUUAUAUUCUGCUCGACAACGAGUAUGGAUUUAAGCACGUAAUAUCAGUGGAUAAAACAGAUGCUCAAUUUUAAUCAUCUCGCAAAAGUUCAAGUUUGGCGCCGUUUUCAUUUUCAUAAUUUAAGUAAAAAAAGGGGGUUCAUGAAGCUUUUGGAUUAUCGAAUUUUCGUCACUGGCGAAUUUUGAACUGUUCAGAUCACGCGCGUAAGUGAAUAUCAAAAUCAGAAAACUUCUGAUUUUAUGUAAAAAUUUGGAGCCCCGCGCUGUCCGAAAAGAGUAAUGCGCUAGCGCAUUAAUUGAAUUGUUCUCUAAGUCGAGUGUUCGAGUAGUGAACGAAAUUCGUCUAAAUUCAACUAAAUCAAACGUCGACUAAAAUAUCGAAUUUGAUCUCGUCUGGUUUAAUCCGUCUACACCUCGCUCCCGUGACGAUGCUGACAUCGUCUCCGGAGGGAUUUUCAUUGCGAUGUCGUGUUCGGCUCGCGUAGUUCAACAUUUAUUUAUUUCAUAUAGUGUCAAGUCUGGUGCCAGUUUAAAAUUAAUCGAAUAAGGCCGAUUGAAAACGUCAUCUAAAUAUUUUGCUCUUAUCUGAGCGGUUUUUACGAAUUCUGUAGACACUAAUAAGAGUAGGCUUUUUAAAUAAAAUGAACCUAAACUAAAUGAAACGAGAACAACGGUUAGCUGAAUCAGUUUCCUAUUCCAGAGUCUGAGAAAAAUAAUAUCGUAACCUAACAACAUUUUGAUCCAAUCUGUUUGUAUCUUGCCCAACAUUUUGAUCUAAUCUAUUUGUAUCUUGCCCAGAUCCGAAUCCCUAAACACGAAUUGUUUAAAAUUCUGCAGUAUAAAUUCCAAUCAAGAUAAAUCAUAGCCAGAGAUUCAAACAUGGAAUAAUUAUUGCGCUAAAAAUACAUCGGAAAGAAGAUUAUAUAAUAAUUAAGGAAAGAAAGAAAGUUCCAAUCUUCUAUCUCUGCCGUUAUUUUUCCUAACUACGUAUGCUGUCCCACUUCUGGUAUUUUCCAUUGUUCUUAUCUCAGCCACGUAUCCUUCUCCCUGAUCCAAAUCAAGCCAACGAAGGAAGCUUAUCUCUUUCCUAUGCACGUCAUCUUCAUCUAUUCCACGUACGUUUCCUCUGGUCCAUCCACGUUGCUGCUCCUUUCUUUAUUCUGAGAUGAGCGAUCCCUGGAAGCAUCUUCCGGGUGUGGCAUUUAUCUCCCCUCACACACGUUCUUUGCUUCGCUUCGGCACCGCACAGGCCCUGCUCCAUCGUCACUUGUCCCUGCGCUGACGCUCGCUGUGGCUACCGGUGGUCGAGCUCCUCCCCUUGGCCGCGCUCUCCUUCGCUUGUGCCUUACCCAUCGAGCUCCAGCGUUUGCCAGCUUAGAGCUCGCCCCUUGCGUGUCCCUCGUCUCCACGCAUGCAUCAGCUCCCUGCGCCCUCGCCUGCUGCUCUGGCUUGCCACUAUUUCGGUCCUACCCCACCUUUCCGGUUACCGGCCGUCGUCGUGGACACGCCCCGACAGUACCACCAAUUGAUCGUCGACUCCUAAAACCUCACCAGCGUUCUCCUCGCCACGCCCUAGAUUUAAGGAGAAAUCCCCGGAUUUGUAAAGGAGAAAGCGAAGUGAGCGCCGCCUACUAAGUGUUCGAUGGAAGGUCCGAACCGGGAACCUCGACUUUCUCACGGAUCUUCGGGUCGGUUUGUGAAUUGGUACGUUAAGGGAUCAUGUGAUAUGGAGGACCAGAGCUGAGUCGACCACAAUAUGGUGUUAAGCGUGGGCUUCUUCGCAAGGGAUACUUAUGAAUAAACUUGAAGAUUUGCGUGAUCGGAUCAAGCGUCAGGAUGUGAGAUGAUUGCCAAGUGGACGUCAUCUAACAACACUAACGUAGUGUUAUCCCAGGCAAGCCCCGGUGCAUUUGCCACCUUCCUUGUAUUACAAAAUUUUAUCACUUAUAUGCUGCAUUAGGUAAUAGGAGUUGAAUGAUUAAACACUUGAUGCAUUACCAUCCUUGAAAGAUUGAUUAUCAUACCUUGUUACCUGUUUUAUAAAAACUAGUAAUGCUUAGUUAUGCUUAUAGAUUAAGAAAAAUGUUUUUGAUCUAUGACUCAUGAUUUUUAAAAAAGAAAAAGGGCUUGGGAUGAUGGAGACAUCCUCCGCGGGGAUGAAUUCAUCAUUCAAGCAGGGUACCUCUGCCAGGUAUCAAACUUUGAGAAUUUGUUUAAAAUGAGACCAGACAUUGAGCUGGACAGGUCGCCCGUCUGUGUCGAUUAAGGACCGUACCGAUUGUUGGCCUGCUGAUCUAGGACCCUUUAUCUGGCCACAUACCUCGUCAUGGGUAAGCUUGAACCCGGCUAUUCCAUACAUGAAAAGACAAUCGCGCACUGGGAGUGGAGAGAUGGCGAGAGUGGCACGUACCCUCCUGGCAACCGACCGCCUAUAAGGGGUGGUGUGCUCUCGGGUGGCGCGGACCUGUUCAUGUGGUGGAGGAUCCGUGGGAAUGGUAGACAUGUGCAAAAGAGUUAAGGGAAGCAUAUGUCGUGUGGUUGGAGAUCCCCAGCUGGGUAUUAAUCGAUUCGGAUCGCUGAACUUCUCGGAUAUGAAGACUGGAUCUUCGACCCUCAUCGUAGAUAACAAGUGAAACUAAAGCUGCUAAAAUGAAUCUAGUGUAGGACAAGCGAAUAAUCUAGAUUAGGAAAAUCUAGAUUCAGGAAAAUUACUUAACUGGUGAAGUAAAAGCUUGGCAUAAGGAUCCACUACUAGUAAGCUUUUCUGCAAAAACGAGUCUUUGAAAUUUGAUAAGCUUUACCUUGAUUCCCAAUAAACCAGCAUACCCUUGAGAGUCUUUUCUUUAGUCGGGUAAGUCUUGCUGAGUAAUUGCGUACUCAGGGUUUUAUUCCCUGUUGUUUUUCAGGUUGUAAUUUUGUUCUGUUGUGGAUGGUGCUAAGUGCCGGUGGGCUCGGCCUUCUUAUAUAAGUAUAUCCCUUCUAUAGUUUCUUUAAUGAGGAUUGUCACUUAAGCUAGCAUGUAUUUCAAAUUUACAAAUAUUAUAUAACAUUUUAAAGUGUAAUUCUUUUGAAACACUUUCUUUUGUAAUCACUCCGAUGAGGUAUAAUAUCAUCUUGAUAAAUUUGUAAUCAUUUUGUAAUAAAGAUUUUAUUUCCGCUGCAAGUGUUUGUAUGUGAGUUGUGUUUACUUAAUCCUGCGAUCUUGGCGGUAAGUGGUUUAUCCGGGGUCCUUGGGACACUCGGACAGAUCCUGUUAAGUUGUUUGACGCACAUGCAUAGCCGUUUGAGGUCCUUGGGACAAGGACAGGUGCAUGUGGGCCCAAUAGCUUGGGAGGUUCUGCCACAAAUCCGAAGCUCUUGCUCAUCUCCCGACAGACAGAAAUCUCCUUGCUGUCAGGGAGACAAUACAGGAAGUCUUCUUCUCCACUGCCGUUGAAUAUUAACUCCCCCUUUGGAUACUUCAGUUUUUGGGCGUAAAGCUGGGCCUCUUGCUUUUCUUUUACUGAUAAUUUUUUCCCCGAAGCAUGUCGAACAAUAUAAUCAAGGACUUUGGGGGAUGCUUCGGGGGCAACAGCACUGAUUUCUUCAACAAGAAUUGGCUCCGUCAUUUUUUCUUCCUCGGUUUCCAAGGAUUUUACCUUCGUGGGCUCUGAGGGCCCAGCUUCAGCCUCAGUUUCUUGCUCUGGAGCCUUAGUAUCAAAAAUCUCAGUUUUCGCUUCGGAAGUUUCAACAGUCUUCUUCGGAGUUGUGCUUGAGGACUUAAUUGUCUCCAGAACAUCUAGCACAUUGGCCAUUCUUUUUCUUUUCGGAGUUACCGCUGGCCUCUUUUGGUUUUUUAUUGUCUCAACAUUUGCUGAAGGACUUAAAACUUCUGAUAUUUUUGAUCCCUCGGUUGAUCCUUUUGCUUCUUCCAUUUUUUCUGUCGAUGGCGCUUCGGCCAUCUCUUUGGUUUCUGAUAACAAAAUCUUUGGUUCUUCCAAUUCUGUUCUUGUUGGCGCUUCGGCCAUUUCUGCAAUUUCUGGCAGCAAGGUUGGCUGUUCAGCCUCGGUGGCCGAAGAGGUCUCUCUGGUGAACUCAGGCACCGAGGCUGGUUCAAUAUAGCGUGGCCGAUGUGUGAGGACCUUUAUCCUUUUUCUUUUCGGUGCUGGCUCACUAGGAGCAGCUGCAGCUUCUUCUUUCGCAGAGGUCGUGCCUUUUCUUUUCUGCCCUCGAAUGGGAUAACGAUAGUCAGGGUAGACGAACCCGAUUGCUCAAACACUCGGUUCAGUCUUUUCUUUUUCCGGCCUCCGAAGGCUGCUGACAAUGCAGUAUCUUCGGCCUUCGAGUAAGCCCCAAGUAGUUCAUCACUUAAAUUUUCAAUGCUUUUUAGCCAGUCAUCAUCUGACUCAACGAAUUUAUCUCCGAACUUGAAAGUAUACUUCAGCCUGAUAAGUCCACCUUCGUCAGCCUCCUUUAUGGUCUCUUGCGGCAUUUCCCAUUUUUCCGUGAGCGGCCAUACUCUGAAGGCAAUAUGCUCUUGGACCAAAUCUCUCGUUCCAAUAAAAGAACAAAUAACUCCGAAGGCUCUCUGGCAUUCUUCGGCAGCUUCAUUCAUUUCAACCUUCGGCCUCCGCAGGCUGAAGCUUUGCCAAAUAGGGCGCAUAAUUAUACCUUUAAUAUUUUCCCGUGUUUUCAGGUCAUUCUUCACAUAAAACCAUUCUGUCAUCCAGUCGCCGGGCCAUCUCUUCCGAAAGGUUGGCACGGGACAGCUUGACCCAGACCGAGAAACGAAACUGUAGCAGCCAAAAUUAUUGUGAUACUGUUCCUUACCCCAAGGUUUUGUCUCGUAUGAUAAUUCGUGUAUGUUGCAGAAACUUUUUGCAUCAGGUUCCAGACCUUAGCUUCUCACGGCCCACACGAAGAUAUUCAGCCUUAUGAUUGCUUCGGGGGUAAGUUGGUGAAGAUAGACUUCAAAUAUUUUCAGCACCUCUACGACAAAGUUGCUCAGGGGAAAUCGAAGUCCAGCUUUCAAAAAGCUUCGGUACACUACAACUUCAUUUUCUUCAGGGUUCGGACAAGUCUUUUCUCCUUCGUCGGCCCUCAUAACGGACAAGUCCCAGAAAUAUCUUCCUCUCAUGUUGACAAGAUGAUUUUCUUUGAUACUUGAUUUGCCGAAAACCGCAUGGCUUGGUCGCCAAGGGCGAUCUUCGGAGUCUUCACCACCACUAUCCACAUCAUAACUGUCGCUGUCAUCAGUAUCUUCAGACAAACCUUCUAAAAUCUCUUUGGUGAUUUUUUUCUGUAUUGGUCUUCGACAUUGCUAUAAGAAACCCCAGAUUCUUCUCUUCAGAGAGACUCAGCUUCAUCUCAGCAGCAGCCUUCUUAUCUUCAGACAUCUUCGAAAACACUAAAAAACUGUUUUCAACGCCGAAGCUUCAAAACUUAAAAAGCUAAGCAAAUCUUGGUGCGCAAGAGCUAAAAAUUGAGUGAGCGAGAGCAGAUGGCAAAAAAGCGUACCAAAUGAGCUCACGGUAUGCCCUUAUUUAUACGCCCAGUGCGUUGAAAAUUGAAAGACCCCGCCUGUCAGUGAAUGUUGCUAUUCUAGCAAAGGGAAGGUGUUUUUUCGGACCUUCGGCUUAAAACCUUCGUCCAUGUCGCAAUCUAAAUUUAUUAUUUUAACAAAUUAAUAUUGCGAGGGGCUACUGUUGGGGGCCUUCGGCUUCCGAAGGUCCUCAAAAACAGGAUUUAACAGUGUUUCUGGAGUAUAAUGUGUGAACAGGUAUCUUCAGACUCGAGUCGAUAUCACAGUAGGAGAAGCCCAAAAUAAUACGAAGGUUGAUACAACGCCGAAGAUGUGAGCGGGAAAGCUUCGGCGUGGUAGCAGAAAAGGAAACCGACUUAAAGAUGAAAAGGCUAUUCAGACCUCGGUGGAUUACUAUAGAAUUACUACCAAAUGUAAAGGGCAUGAAUGUAAUUUUAUAUGGGCUGUGUCCCGUGCCUAUAAAUAGGUAAACAGUACCCCCGUACUGUUCACGCUGACUUGGCAUUUGCUUUUGCGUCACACUUGUACUUUCAUCUCCUUCCAAGCCGAAGGUACAUUUGUAAUUUGAUGUCAUUUCUAUUUCUUCAUAAUAAUAAUGCAAAAAUAAGUUGAUAAUAAUAUAUAAUUGUCUAUGUUAUCCUUCAUAUUUCAUAUAGUUCAUUCUCCAUCAUCGUAUGUUGUGUUUAUGAAGGUGCGCCCUUCAUAACCUUCGUCCGAAAAUCAUUAUAUCCUAAGGGAAAUAAUGCUUCGAAGGACGAAGGACUUUACCGUUUAACAUUUUCUGUGUUGCCUUGUUCUUAACUCAUAGCAUUUGAGAACAAGUCCCCAACAAACUCCACUCGGUAUAGGAGUGUUGUGGAAGCACUCUAGUAUCUAUCGCUCACUCAACUAGAUAUUUCGUUCUCGGUAAAUCGUGUUUGUCAAUAUAUGGUUGUCCCUACUUCAGUGCAUUGGACUGUAGUUAAACGUAUUCUUCGUUAUCUCCGGGACAAAUUGAUUAUAGCUUGCAUUUUAUUAAGACCGGAAUACUGGAUCAUUGCUAUUUAGCGCCUUUUCAAUGCAGAUUGAGCUGGUAAUUUGGAUGAUUGACGUGGGGCAACCUAAUCUCAGGGGUGCCGAAGUUGAUGUGAAGAGGCCGGCACCGCCCUGGUUCGGACGGAAGUUGACUGAUUCACAGAAGAAGAAAGGUUCAGCUGACUGCUGCUGCACUGCGUCUCUCUCACACACACAAAAAUGCUUGUCUGAUUUUCAUGCACUGUUGGUCAUACUCAUACAGUUAUUACUCAAUUUUAUUCACCUUGCUGCUGUCAUGCACAGAUUCUAGAAUCGUACAGAAACAAAUUUCCCUAUGGCUUGUUGAAACCGAUUUGGUAUAAGUCACUGAACUUUUGUGUUCAAGCAGAGCAAACUACACGUCUUAAUGGAGUUGAUAAAAAGAAUGUUUCCUUCGUUAAGCCGACUGUACCGAAAGCCAUAACUGCUCCCACUAUGGGCUGACAGUUUUUGUGGUUGGAGUGAUCCAUGGUCCAGCUCAUGAUAUCAGCCAUCGUUCUCAGCUUACUCAAGCGGCUUGUAACUCUUAAUUGAGCCGAUAAAAAAGGACAUUUUUCCUUCAUUAAACCCUGCUUUAAUUAGUUUGUGACUUAAGCACGAGAGUGACCUGACCUGCAAAGUCCUUGCCUUCAGUGUCAUCUUUCUCUAGGAUCAGCUCAUCUACCACAGACCAAAGUUGGCUCCUGCCCUGCCCACACGCCAGACAGAGAGAUAUCAGAUAUGCAUCAGCAUUACACGCACAAAAGCAGAGACAGGUGGUUAAAAAUUAGUUGGAACAAUAUGAGCACGGAUCCAUAUAUAUAGAUGCCAGGGAACUUGUUAGGCCUGCAUCGCCAUUUGCAACGAGCAGUCUGACGGUACUUAGAACAACAGCAGAACAAAAGAAGUAUAUUCAGAUAUAUAUAUAUCUCGGUAGAAGUGUAGCAGAGGUGACCAUGAGCUACUGGGGAAGCCCAGGCGGGGCGCCGUCGUGGGCGGCGAGCCGGGGGCCGUCGCCGGUGGUGCCGCUGCUCGUGGUGGCGGCGCUGGGAUGGGUCAUCUGCCAAGAGACCCUGAUGGGGUGGUACGAGCAGGUGACGGAGGUGCAGGAGACGGUGGCGGACAACGCCGUGCUCCUGGUCCUCGGCGCCGGGGUGCUGCUGCUGGCCCUGGCCGUGGCCGGCAACCGGAGCGAGGUGGUGCUAGUGCCGGCGGCGCUGGUGCUGGUCAUGUUCCUCAUCCAGAACAUCGUGCUCGCCGCUCUCCUGCUGCUGGUCGUGGUCUACUUCGCCGGAAUAUACUACUACAGGCCGGACAGAGGGUACGGGUACGGGUACGGCGGUGGUUUUGGCGGCGGCGAGUGGGGCAGCGGCGCGGGCACCGGGCUGGGGUUGUACAUGCUGCUGCUACUGUGCCUGCUACUGUGCGCCAUGUUCUCCGACAGCGGCGGCAGCUGGUGGAUCCCAGCCGUGCUGCUGGUCGCGUGCGUGCUCUGCCUCAAUCUCUUCUCCGGCGGCAAAGUCUGGGGAUAUGGGUACUCCUGAGUUCUGGGCAUGCUUUUUCCAGGGCAGAAAGAAGUAUAUGGCCAUCACUGUGCUCGCAUAAUGUAUAAUUAACUAAACUUGUAAUUUUAACUUUGCCAAACAUACCUAGUACUGUUGUUUUGCAUGCUUGGAUUUGUCUCAGAUACAAACUGGUUUGCAAAAUGCAAAGCGGUGUUAUAUACUAUAUAGUAUCAGACAUA